Messenger RNA from Parascedosporium putredinis, 261 nucleotides. NCBI's taxonomy places the organism in Eukaryota, Fungi, Ascomycota, Sordariomycetes, Microascales, Microascaceae. The record is from the annotation of a GenBank genome assembly.
AUGACGGAAAAGCAAGAACAAGUGGUUGCGCAGAUUGAUAGCCGGCCUAUCGCGGAUGACAACGACGAGCCGGAUGAGUGGGACCAGAGGAUAGACCGCACUGGCUGUGCAGACCAGAAUGCGAAACUGACAGACUGCUAUUUCGAGCACAAGGACUGGCGGUCCUGCACCGCUGAGAUGAUUGCUUUCCAACAAUGUUGGAGGCAAAACAACAACGACGAGCGCACGGCAACCAAGGAUUCCGACAAGCAGAACAAAUGA